Messenger RNA from Ordospora pajunii, 417 nucleotides. RefSeq lists its product as uncharacterized. The record is from RefSeq and is a predicted model, not a curated record. The coding region runs from base 1 to 417 and encodes 138 amino acids. Lineage: Eukaryota; Fungi; Microsporidia; Ordosporidae. The transcript has a single exon.
AUGAAGAGGGAUGAAAGCAAACUUGUAUUUGAAAGUGCAGGUGAUCUGGUUGAUGAAAGGAUAAUUGGGGUUGAGAGGAUGAUAAAGCGUAGAUUGAGGCAGUAUUCUUUGAACUUACCGGUAGAAAGCAUGUUUGAGAGAUACUCCGAUAAGUAUUUUGUAAGUCUUCUUACUGAAGACAUGCUGAAGAGUUCUGUGAGUCUUGAGCUGAUGCCUUCUGAGAUAUCGAGGAUAUUUGGCGCAAAAAGCGAAAGAAGGGUGGAAGAUAUUGGGAGUGUUGAAAGCUCCUCAUCAGAAGAAGAUGCAGAUACCGACUCAGAAACAAAAAGCGAAGAAAGCGACAAUGAUUAUGUACAGAAUUUUUAUGAUGAGGAUGUGUUUGUGUCAGACAAGGAGGAAGAAGGAUACAUUUUCUAG